This is a messenger RNA of Oreochromis aureus, 2468 nucleotides long. Its product is annotated as ankyrin repeat domain-containing protein 10-like. Gene Ontology annotation, molecular function: protein binding. Lineage: Eukaryota; Metazoa; Chordata; Actinopteri; Cichliformes; Cichlidae. Bases 48 to 1112 code for a protein of 354 amino acids. The transcript is spliced from 6 exons. The record is from RefSeq and is a predicted model, not a curated record.
GGUCCGGUGGAGACAAGCACUUCCGUUUGCCCUCUCUCAGCUCACUCAUGUCUGGGGGACUAGAAGCCCGCUUCUCCGGGGAUGACGUGUUUGUGAGCCGCUUCCCAGUGCACCGCGCCUGCCGGGAUGGAGAUGUUGGGGCUCUGGUCCUUCUGUUACAGCAGCUGUCAAACCACAUCCAUCUAACUGCCGAGGACUCCUUCUAUGGAUGGACUCCCAUUCACUGGGCUGCUCACUAUGGACAGCUGGAGUGCGUGAUGCACCUGGUGGAGAUGGGCUGCGAGGUGAACAGGGUGACCAGUCGAUUCAAUCAGACUCCAACACACACUGCAGCAUUCGGAGGACAUCCUCACUGUGUGGUGUGGCUCACUCAGGCUGGGGCUGACGUCAACAAGCAGGACUUUGUUGGUGAGGCUCCCAUUCAUAAGGCAGCUCGGUCAGGUAGCUUGGAGUGUAUCCAGGUCCUUUUGAUAGCAGGCGCUAAACCGCAUUUAAAGAAUGCAAGUGGGCAGACGGCAGCAGACCUGGCCCACGCUCAAGGCUUCCACGACUGUUUCUGCUUCAUCUCCAACGCCCAGAAGCACCUGCACCAGCGUAGCGUGCCCGAGGGGAACGUAGUGCAGAAUGGAGGUGGUGCCCACUGCGGUCUGGGCGCGCUCAGCAGAAAGAGGCAGCUAGCCGCUCUGGACGCGGGCAACCUGAAAAAAGCCAAAAGGGGUGAUGGUAUGCUGGUGCAGAGCAGCGCGCUCGAGGAGCUGGAAGCCAUGAGCCCGGAGCUCAGCACAGCAGAUUUCAACAACGGGCAUCUCCACGCGGCGCCUCCUCCUCCUCCUCCACUCUCUCCAAACUCUCGCUCUCCGCCACAUUGUCGGCGGGUUUCAGCUGAGAUGUGCGGCUCCCUGCACCUGAGCAGCAGCCCGGGUGGGUGCGUCUCCAACUGGCCUGCGUGCCUGGGGCCAACAGGGGUGGACUGUGGGGAUUUCUUGCAUUAUGGACACUACCAUGGCUUUGGCGACACGGCCGAGGAGCUGAGUGACAGCAGCUGCAUCCAGGCGGAGCAUCCAUCCAAGCAGGCUGUGGAUGGCACCAUCCACCUAUACCACGGCUCAUAAACCCAGAGGGUUAGAGCAGACAGAUGUGCUUCCACUAAGCUUUAAAGGAUUACUUGGACGAUGAGAAGUAACCCUUCUGUGCCUACAGCCCACACCCAGGACAUGUUAGGCUCAGACUGACUCAGAGCGCUGUCCUGUGGCUCAUUCAGCAGGUGAAGCUGGGUUGUGAAAAAGCUGCUUCCAAAAAUAAUCUUCAGGGAUGGAUUUCUGUGACAUCACACUGUAGGGCAACACUAUACUCAUAACUAGAGUUAACUUUGUUCUCUUCUUGGUAUAAUCAGCCAGCAUCUCUGCAGUCCUGUCCUCACAGUGGCCUUUCAACCAUGUACAGCUGGUGGGAAUAUUUCACUUGUCUUUGUGCUAAGCGAGGUUAAAAAUGGUUCAGACCAUUAGUAGUAGGGUAGUACGGUGCUGUUUUCUUAGCAGAUGGCUGUGUGGGUGUGGAACUCGUCCCGGUCUGCUGGGACCUUCAUUAACUGUGGUGUUUACGGCUCUGGGCUCAGCUCCUGACCUCCUGCUCACCAUGUAGCCUCGGGAGUGUUGCUGCUUUGCUGUGCUGCAGAGAGCUGCACGGUUGUGUGUGUGUCAUUGAACUGCACCGAGGCUGAAAACUGUUUUAGAGAUCUCACUGUAAUUUCAUGAGGCUUAAACCAUUUCUUGUGUUUUGUACGAUGGUUGUAGACGGGCCGUCUGUUUUUCUGAACAUGGUGUGUCACACACGACCUUACACUGACCUGCGUUUGUACUCAAUAAAACCUGUUUUACACACAUUCUCAUAAAACAUAGUAUUUGUGGUUGUCUUGAAUUUUAAUCAUACUUUUCAAAUACAUUAAAGUACAGUUUAAACAUGUUUGACAUCACAUUUAAACACACCAAAGAGGCCAGGCUGUUUACUACAAGAAGGUGACAUCAGGCUGCCUGACGAGAAACCUAAAGACUGCCUGAACUCAGGGAUGACAUCACUGAGGUAGAAUCGGGUAGAGCUUCGCUGUGAUACCAGGCCUGUGCUCCACGUUUGUCGACGACACCGUGCACUCAAACCAUUGUGGCUGCUGGAUUUAUUUUGCCCCUGUCUGUACAUUUAUAUUAACCCCAGAGAUAAUGCACCACUUCCACAGCCUCUGAGAUCAUCUCAGUACUUUCCCUUCAGUCCAUUUUUUUCUCCUCAGACUGCCUUUGGGUUCAUGCUGAUCAUUUUCUGCUUUCUUGUGCAAAUUCACUAACCUGAGGAGUUUGACUAUCCAAGCCCGCCAGAAUAAAGGAUCAUUUUUGGUGUACUUUCAGUGAUUUGGACAUAACUCUUCACGCAGCACUGUCUGACUUGUUAGAGAGAAAGUUGUAAAUCUCCACGAGCAG